UUCUGGCAUGGGUUUCUUCACUUCUUGAUCUGGUUGGACUUUUUUACAGCAUUUGCUUUCAAUUGAAUCAAAAAAGCAGCAGCCUCAAGAAGUUUGUUAUCCAAGAAGUUCACUUCAAUUCCUGAUCCACAUGUACAUUAUGCUUAAUCAUAGGAAGGUCCAAUAUAUCUAGCUAGAUGAACUAUAUGCCUGGACAAUUACUACAGCCAUAGAAAUCAGGAAGAUGCAGCUAGCUUCUGCUUAAUUACAUUAUGAUCAUCAUCGUCUUGUCUUCGAUCUUCCUCAUCCAAAGUGCAAACAGCUAGCGAUCCAUCCUCGCUUCUUAUAGCUAUAUGCAAUUAGCUAUAAAAAGAUCGAGAAAGACGGUGUAUGUUUGAUAUAGAUAGCUAGGGAUCGGAGCUAAACCUGAAGUGAAACCAUGACCAGAAGCUUUCGAUACCCUACACUAUUUUUGUUAACUACAUUAUCGUUUCUUUUUCUCCUCCUGAUAUUUAAACCUUUACUGACCAAAAACCAUUUCAGUAUUCCCUUUGUUUCCACCUUCACUAGUACACCUUUCAUCAAUCCAGAAAACAGCAACUACACACUACCCCCACCGCAAGUUUCUUUAGAUGGGUUUCUCACAAGCUCCAUGGAUCGAAGGAGUAGGUGUGACGUUAAUGGUACCAAAGACAAGACUAGUUUGGAGAGAAUUGAAGAAGGUUUAGCUGAAGCUCGAGCUUCAAUUCUCGAUGCAAUUCGGUUUGAAAACUAUACAUCAGAGAAAGAAGAGACUUUUAUCCCAAGAGGAAGCAUUUACAAAAACCCUUAUGCAUUUCACCAGAGCCACAUAGAGAUGAUGAAGAGGUUUAAGAUGUGGAGCUACAAGGAAGGAGAACAUCCCUUAGUGCAUUUGGGUCCGAUGAAUAGGAUAUAUGGCAUUGAAGGACAAUUCAUAGAUGAAAUAGUGAGGGAGGAGAGCCCAUUCAGGGCUACACAUCCUGAUGAGGCACACAUUUUUUCCCUUCCCUUUAGUGUAGCCAACAUUCUGCACCAAGUGUACCGGCCUGUCAUCCAAAAAGAGAACUACCUCCGUGAUCGCCUACAACGGAUUGCCAUGGACUACAUAGGUGUUGUGGCACAUAAGUACCCCUACUGGAAUAGAAGCAAUGGUGCUGACCAUUUUAUGGCUUCAUGUCAUGACUGGGGACCGCAGAUUUCACUAGGUCAAUCGGAACUCCUGAAGAACUUCAUUAGAGUACUUUGCAAUGCCAACACCUCAGAAGGGUUUGAACCUAAAAGAGACGUUUCACUACCUGAAGUUUUUGUACCUUCUGGAAAGCUUGGCCGGCCCAAUUUUGGUCAAGCCCCACACAAUCGCCGGAUUCUGGCCUUCUUUGCCGGUGGUGUUCAUAGACCGAUUCGACCUAUCUUGCUCCAUCAUUGGAAGGACAAAGAUAACGAAGUUCAAGUCCACGAGACGCUUCCCGAAGGCAUGAACUACACCGCAUUAAUGGGACAGAGCAAGUUUUGCUUGUGCGCUAGCGGUUUUGAAGUGCCAAGUGCAAGAGCUGUGGAGGCAAUUUAUGCAGGGUGUGUUCCAGUGAUAAUAUCUGACCACUACACACUACCCUUUAGCGAUGUCCUCGACUGGAGCCAAUUUUCAAUACAAAUUACCGUCGCUAAAAUACCAGAAAUCAAGACCGUCUUACAAGCGAUUCCAGAUGAGGAAUACCAAAAGAUGCAGAGAAGGGUUUUAAAAGUUCAGAGGCAUUUUGUACUCAACAGGCCGGCUAAGCCAUUUGAUGUGAUUCACAUGGUACUUCACUCAGUGUGGCUGAGACGAAUUGACUUUAAGAUUGGCUCUACUUGAUCAUGAUGAACAUCAAGUUGUGCAAAAUUUCCCCUUGUUUUGCCAUAUCCUAGUCUAAUGCCUCAGUGAUCGAUGGAAAUAUG
Molecule: messenger RNA, 1935 nt
Organism: Rosa rugosa (rugosa rose)
Lineage: Eukaryota; Viridiplantae; Streptophyta; Magnoliopsida; Rosales; Rosaceae
Product: probable glycosyltransferase At5g20260
Exons: 4
Coding region: 419-1852 (477 amino acids)
Molecular function (GO): glycosyltransferase activity
Source: RefSeq, a predicted model, not a curated record